CCUCCUGGUGCUACGAGCUUGUGCCGAGAGGGGUAGCGUCUCUCGAGGUAGCACUGUGCAGUACCAAGCGAGGUGUCUCGCGCGCGCAGCACCCUCCGACGCGUGCGCCGCGGCAGCCCCGGCAACCAAGCACACCGCCAUGGCCCGCGCCCCGCCCUCCCAGCGCAUGGCGGCCGUGCCCGAGGAUGAUGAUAAAACGCUCCAGUGGGGUUUGGUCGACUUCCUGGGCCGGUACCACAAGCACGCCAUCGCGUCGGACUUCCCUGUUCCUGGAAGCGCUGUCUCCAGGGACGAGCUGAGAGAAGCUCAGUAUAAAGGGCGUAUUGAUGGAAUAAGGGACCGAGUAAAUGGUAUCCAAGCGAGGAAGGGCGAGAGCGUGCAGGAGAAGGUGCGGCACGAGACUUUUGCAUUGAAGGCGCUGAUCCAGAAGCGCGUCGGUAGUACGUUAGAUCGCGUCGGGGCCACGUUGGAGGAGAUCGAUAGAGAGGUAGAAGCCUUUGACGCCGAGCAGGGGCGGUCGCGGAUAGCUAAAUACAUCGAGGAGGCCGUGAUCGAGCCGCCCAAACCACCAGCAGGAGACGGCGAGUUCGACGACGACGGGGAGCUGGCCGGAACGACGGAGGGCGAGAUCGCCUGGAACGUCUCAUGUAAAACGCAGGAGUUUCUCAAGGACCGCAAGGAGUUGCAUGACUGGUGGGAUGCCGUGAGGGCGGGCGAUAGCGAGCGGCUGCGGAUCCUGUUCUUGGCGGGCUUCACGCGGCCCGAUCAAUGGGACCCGUUGGAGCCCGCGAUUCAGACCGUCGCCCUCGAGUUAGCUGUAAGGCGCGGCGACGCGGCCAUGGUCGAGCUCCUCUUGGAGUUCGGCGCCGACCCGAACAAAAAAAACGCGGGCGGCUUCGGGCCCAUCCAGUCGUCGUGGCAGUUCUGGGGCCCGACGCACGCCGCCGAUAGGAUGACGCAGCGCGACGAGGGUAGGAGGCUUAGCGCUUUGGCCGAUGAGCGGCGGACCGUGGACAUGCUCGUGAUGCUCCUGGCGUCGGGUGCCGACGCGAACACGUUGUCGCCCGAAAACCGGAAAUGUGUGUUGAUGGAAGCGGUCAAAAGGGGGCCCGUCCAGGCCGUCUGCGCGUUGUUGCAGUACGGUGCUGACGAAAGCUUACCGGAUAUUAAUAGGGUGAGUCCCCUGACGGUCGCGCAAGAUCAAGUAAGCGCGGACCGGGUCAACGCCGCGUUGCUGGGGCCGGAACGAGCGAAGUGGCGCCGCGUCAACCCGGAACGCAAAGAAAUCCUGCGCAUCCUGAAGAGCUGGCCGUCGCUCCAAAAAGAGCAGCGCGACGACGAGUUCUUCGGCACCUGGGACACGUGGCUCAAGAGAGUGGAAGAAGUGGACAAGAAGCUGCGGGCCGUGCCGCGGGAUUUGAGGGAGUCGGCGUCGGCGCAGCGCGUCGCCGAGGACGCGGCGUUAGAUGUGUGUCAUCGCCAGCUCGCGACGUCGCAGAAGGUCCGGGCCUUCGGCACGCCGUUCUGGGCCUACGAUCCUGUUAGGAGGACGCUGUGCUGCGGUCCUUAUACCAAACGAGAAAGGGACGAGCGCGCGGCCAUGUCUGCCCGGUUCGACGAGGGGACGACGGCCCUGGCGCGCGCGCACGCCGCGGCGCCGCCGCAGCUUGACAAAAGACGCGCGUCGGGCGACUACACGCGCGGCAAGGGCCUGCCGGCAAAUCGCGGCGCGUCGGCCCUACUACCGCUGGCCGUGCCGCUCGACAAGUAUUUGCUGCGGGAGGCGACGGCGCGCGACGCGGGCUUCCUCGAGGUGCGCGACAAGAGCACGCCCGAGGAGCAGGCGCGCCAGGAAGCUUUGAAUCGCCAGCGCGAGCGGCUGUUGGCGAAGCGGGCCGACGACCGCCACCGCGCGCGCCAGCGGGCCCUCGAGGAAGCCAAGGCGACCAAGGAGGCCGAGCGCUCGUCGCUCAUGGCCGAGGUCCUUUGGCCCGCGUCCUGAUGUGCCACCGCCACCGUUACCGCGUCCCAACGCAGGCCCAGAAGAAUCUAACGCGCGUCUCGGGGAAGACCGCGAACAUGGCGUCCAUCUUCGGCACGCGGACCGAAAGGCGGCGCACGGCCGCCGCGCGCGCGGUCGCGGGCUCGGGCCUGAAUGAGAAGGAGAUCGAGAAGGGAUGUACACUGAGUGUGCUCCUGACGGAGCAGAGGACGAGGACGGCCAAGGAGCGACACAUGGCGACGCGCGUCGAUCACGUGCGGGACGAGCUCAAAGCACUCAAAGCGUACGGGCGGCUGGGCCGGGCCAAAGCUAGACUGGGCGAGGCGAACACCUUGACGUCGGACGAUUUCCUCGACGAUGCCGGCGGCGGCAACGUCUUGUUGGCGGUCGGCGCGCGGCGGAAAAGGAGGGCGCGUUUAGAAAGACGCUUCAACCAGGCCUCUGAUUUACCACCGGAGCGGGAAGCUCGGCGCUUCGCCGAGGCGCCGCCGGUGCAAGCCCUCGCGCCCCUCGAGAAAGUGCAUUCCUCGUACCCCUGGGACGUCCAGUGGCCGCCCGACGCCGCCGACAAGGUCAGCGAGGCGACGCGGAACGACCUCGCGCGCGUGUCGUCCAUCGUCGCCACGACGGAGGAGGCCGUCAAUUUGCAACAGCGGCCGCUGCACCCGGACAUGGUCGUCAAGGAGGUCGUGGAGUGGUGAUUUUGCUUCUUGUGUAACGGUUGUUCUUGUUA
Messenger RNA from Pelagomonas calceolata, 2735 nucleotides. The record is from the annotation of a GenBank genome assembly. Lineage: Eukaryota; Pelagophyceae; Pelagomonadales; Pelagomonadaceae.